AAAAGUGUCACAUGGACCAUGGACUCUAAAACCAACAGAAUCAAAAAGUGAUAUUCCAUCUUCUCCUGAAAGUCAAACUCUUGUCAAAAUUGAAGCUGAUGGUGAAGGUUUUUUUAAAAUCUCAUCUGCUGCUACUGAAGAAGAAACACAUAUGUUUAAAAACUCUACUGAAUUCUCUCGUGACUUUGGCGGUUGUAAAAUAACCAUCAGAAAUGUAGGAGGUACAACCAUAACAAUUAGUACCACUUUCAGAUAAAUUGUAUUUAAUUUUAUUUUUUGAUUAAUACAAACAAUCAAAUUAAAUAAAAUGAAACUGCUAUUUAUUAGCAUU
Messenger RNA from Dictyostelium purpureum, 331 nucleotides. RefSeq lists its product as uncharacterized. Lineage: Eukaryota; Evosea; Eumycetozoa; Dictyosteliales; Dictyosteliaceae. The record is from RefSeq and is a predicted model, not a curated record. The transcript has 3 exons. The annotation marks the transcript as partial.